AUGUCUCCUAGUGACUUUACAAUUCCACCAGGGUCUCUGGUCGUGGUGACAGGUGCGAAUGGUUUUAUUGCCAGCCACGUGGUGGAUCAACUUCUCCAAGCAGGCUUUCGAGUCCGCGGUACCGUUCGCAGCACGAAGCGAGGCGGUUGGACCGUGGAUUAUUUCAAUGGGAAAUAUGGGGACGGGAAAUUCGAAUUGAUUGAGGUACCGGAAAUGGGAGAUCCUGGGGCGUUUGAUGAAGCGGUCAAAGGCGCAGCGGGCUACAUUCAGAUGGCCACACCAGUCAUGGAGUCAUAUGACCCGAAUGUGGCUGUGCCGAAUGUAGUUAACGGCGUGUUGAACGGGUUGAAGGCAGCAGCGAGUGAGCCAUCUAUCAAGAGGUUCGUGAUGACUUCAUCGUCAACGGCAGCAGUCAGUCCUCAGCCAAACAAGGAGUUCUCGGUGACUCCUGAGACCUGGAACGACGAAGUAGUGAAACAAGCAUGGAUUCCCCCGUACAAAGGGGUACAGAAAAGGCUUGACGUUUACACUGCCACGAAGACCGAGAGCGAGAAAGCUGCAUGGAAAUGGGUCAAGGAGAAUAAGCCCAACUUUGUACUGAAUGCGGUCUUGCCAAAUGCUAACAUGGGCACGGUACUCGACGUCAAGGGUCAGGGAGCGCCAAGUACCGUGGGUUGGAUCAAGGCUCUGUGGAACGGAUUUGAAGGAAGUGAAGACUUGAAGGAAAACCCACCUCAGUAUUUCGUCAAUGUUCAGGACACGGCAAGGGUUCACGUGGCAGCGCUUUUGUAUCCCGACGUCAACAACGAACGACUCUUCGCCUGGGCAUAUCCAUACAAUUGGAAUGACAUUCUCGCCAUCUUGAGGAAAUUGUACCCCAAUCAGAAAUUCAUUGAAGAUAUUCCGGAUCUUGGACGAGACUUGAGCAAAGUCACCAACGACAGAGCCGAGGAGCUAGUGAAGCGAUUUGGACGACCAGGUUGGACCAGCUUGGAGGACUCGAUCCGCGAUGCUACAGUUGGUUGGGCUUGA
This is a messenger RNA of Exophiala bonariae, 1032 nucleotides long. RefSeq lists its product as uncharacterized. The transcript has a single exon. Gene Ontology annotation, molecular function: oxidoreductase activity, acting on the CH-OH group of donors, NAD or NADP as acceptor. The record is from RefSeq and is a predicted model, not a curated record. Bases 1 to 1032 code for a protein of 343 amino acids. Lineage: Eukaryota; Fungi; Ascomycota; Eurotiomycetes; Chaetothyriales; Herpotrichiellaceae.